UGCCACCUUUUCAUUCCUUCUCACUUCAAGCUAGUUACAUUAUUUACACACACUAACCAAAGAUAGUAGAGAAGAUCCAUCUAUAUUGAGGAAAUGGCUAGUGAGUUUAGGCUAUUUUCUUUGGGUUUUCUGUUGUUUGCAUUGGUUAAUAAUGCAAUAUGUCAAGAAGAAGAAGGAACGAGGAAUGCUUUGGUGCCAGCCAUGUUUAUAUUUGGAGACUCUUUGAUUGACAAUGGAAACAACAAUAAUUUGCCUUCUUUUGCAAAGGCUAACUAUUUUCCUUAUGGAAUUGAUUUUAAUGGUGGCCCUACUGGUCGUUUCUCCAACGGUUACACCAUGGUUGAUGUAAUUGCUCAAUUGCUUGGACUACCCCUUAUUCCACCAUACACUGAGGCUUCUGGAGACCAAAUGCGAUUUGGAAUAAACUAUGCCUCAGCUGCUGCUGGGAUUCUUGAUAUUACUGGCAGAAACUUUGUGAGUUUUCUUUUUAACUUUUAAAUUUUUUGAAAUAUCCAAUUCAAUCC
This is a messenger RNA of Nicotiana tabacum (common tobacco), 524 nucleotides long. The record is from RefSeq and is a predicted model, not a curated record. Lineage: Eukaryota; Viridiplantae; Streptophyta; Magnoliopsida; Solanales; Solanaceae.